AUGCCACCCUCAAUCACAUCCGAAAAGAUUACACUUACCUAUCCUAUAUUCUGCGCCGCCUUUGUUGAUGAAGCCCGGCUUCUUGUUGGUGGUGGUGGAGGGGAGGGGAGAAGCGGUGUAGGCAAUAAGAUUACUCUUCUUGAUGUUUCUGAACCCCCUACUGUGAAAAAAUCUCCAACCGAUGUAUCGAUCAAGGUGUUAGCGGAAAUAGAACUCAGCAAACAAGAAGACGCUGUUAUGUCACUUGCUGUGGUUCCCAAAAAUUCGUCUUUAUCACCAUCAGAAGAGAAAUCUCACCAGUCAAAGAAGCGGAAAACGGUCCCACCCAAUGACCCAUCAACGAAUACGAGCGAAACACACGAGACAACAUUAGAUGAGUGUGAGGAAAGAAGCUGGUUGGCGUUGGCCGGUAUCAAUUCAUCAGAAAGUGCGCAGCAAGCGGGGAAAAAUGACCAUUUUCGCGUUUUCAGAGUGUCCGCCGAGACUCCCGACUCGGCAUCUAUCUCUCUUGCUUCACAACAUGAGUUUUUUAGCUCUACUGUUGAUGUCGGAAGCUAUCAAAGAUUGAUACGUACGAAUGGUUCAGUAGCUGCAAUCGGUAGUGGUGCUGGGCUAGUAAGCAAAGCAGCGUCGGAAGUUGUGAUUCUCGAUACCCCUAGCCUAGACAUAAAGAGACGGAUACGGCUGCCUGGGAAAGAAGAGUGCGCAGAUCUAGACUUAUCUGCGGGUGGGCUUGUAGUGUAUUGCACUGCGAAGGAGAUUUUCGUUACAUCUACUAUAGGGAAAGAUGGUGGUGAACCCCCCCGAAAGAUUACUUGGCAGUCGUCUACCUCAAUGAAAGGAAGCCUCCGCUCUGUGCGUUUCUGUGGUCCAGAGUGCAUUGUAGCAGUCUUGAACCAUCCUGCGCGCACUGGCUCAGAGCUUCUCCUUAUCGACAUCACCGGCAGCGGCAAAUGUCUUGCACGAAAAAAUCUUCAUAAAAAUGUUAAAGCUGCGACUGCAAUGGAUGCGAUCUCACUCGGGCCCCAUCAAACUAUUGUUUCCAUUGCUGGUGCAGAUCAAAGCGUUGAGGUUCUCGUUGUCGAGAACUAUAAGAUUGCAACAGUCAAAACAUUCCGCGAAGUACACCCUUUCCAGAUUACAAAAGUUGCAUUUUCCCCCGUUCCUGUUGCCCACGAACAUAUACAGCUUGCAAGCACGUCUAUAGCCAACACGGUUGUCGUUUUCACACUUCCACUUGUCUCAGGACACAACGGGCAUCGCAGUCUCCUCCGGGGGAGCUCUAUAGUAAAACAGACCUUCCUCUCAGUUUUCCUAUCUUUGAUAGGAGUCGUUAUAUUUGCUGUUGUUUUGCAGCUUAUGUUUGAAGCGCGUGCUGGGUUGCCACUGCCAAUGGAACGAAAUGCUAUCUUGUCGAGAUUUAAUGAGGUUCUCGGAGCGAAGACGGCAGAGACCGCAAUGCCAGAAGUUGAAGAGCCAUUUAUGGUUUUGAAAGAGGUUGAAAACGGCGACGAUAACUUAGUCGAUAUUGUCGAUGAUGUUUCUGGUGCAUACUGUUCAAGAGGUAGUCUCGGAGAGCCCUAUUACUGA
This is a messenger RNA of Morchella importuna, 1590 nucleotides long. RefSeq lists its product as uncharacterized. Gene Ontology annotation, cellular component: endoplasmic reticulum membrane. The transcript is spliced from 2 exons. The record is from RefSeq and is a predicted model, not a curated record. NCBI's taxonomy places the organism in Eukaryota, Fungi, Ascomycota, Pezizomycetes, Pezizales, Morchellaceae. Bases 1 to 1590 code for a protein of 529 amino acids. Gene Ontology annotation, molecular function: GTPase activator activity; protein binding; guanyl-nucleotide exchange factor activity. Gene Ontology annotation, biological process: protein secretion.